CCCGGUAAUCCCCACAGUCCCGGCCGCUCAGAGCUCCGCGGGGCCCGGCGAGGCGAGGCGGGAGGAGAUGGAGCCUUCACCGGCGAAGGCGAAGCCGCAGGGCCGGCUGCUGGUGUCCACCCCGCUGGACGCUAAGGACGAGCUGGAGGAGCGAUUGGAGAGGUGUGUUGGGAUCGUCCAGUCGCUGACCAAUGGGCUGUCAGAACGGGAGGCCAACGAUGCCCUCACUGCUAACGUGUGUAAGGGGCAGCAGCAGCAUGAGGAGGUGUGUCUGGGUCUGUUCACCCUGGUGCUGACAGAGCCCAGCCAGGCCCAGCGGUGUUACAGAGACCUGACCCUGGUGAACAGAGACGGCAUGAAUGUGGUUUUGGUGAAGAUCAACCAGAUCCUGAUGGAGAAGUUCCUCAAGCUGCAGGACGUCCCGCGAACACAGUUGGUGUGGCUGGUCAGAGAGCUGGUGAAGAGCGGCGUGAUCGGAGCGGAUGGCGUCGUCAUGACUCUGAUGAAACAGAUCGCAGGUGGAGACGUGUCCAAUAAGAACCUGUGGCUGGCGGAGAGCGUGCUGGACAUCCUGGUGGAGCAGAAGGAGUGGGUGCUGAAGAGCGGCAUGCUGAUCGCCAUGUCGGUGUACACGUACCUGCGGCUCAUCGUGGACCACGGCACGCCCAACCUGCUCAGCCUCCGGCAGAAGGAGGUGGACUUCUGCAUCAGCAUGCUGAGGGAGAAGUUCAUGGAGUGUUUCAUCAUCGGCAGGGAUCUGGUCCGGCUGCUGCAGAUCGUGGCUCGGAUCCCGGAGAUGGAGCUGCUGUGGAGAGACCUGCUGCACAACCCGCAGGCCCUGAGCCCGCAGUUCACCGGUCUGCUCCAGCUGCUCACAGCUCGGACUUCUAGAAAGUUCCUGGCCUGCCGCCUCACACCAGAUAUGGAGACCAAACUGCUGUUCAUGACCUCCAGGGUGCGUUUCGGGCAGCAGAAGCGGUACCAGGACUGGUUCCAGAGGCAGUACCUGUCCACGGCCGAGAGCCAGUCUCUGCGCUGCGAUCUGAUUCGCUACAUCUGCGGCGUGGUCCACCCGUCCAACGAGGUGCUGAGCUCCGACAUCCUGCCGCGCUGGGCCAUCAUCGGCUGGCUGCUCACCACCUGCACGUCUAACGUGGCAGCGUCCAACGCCAAGCUGGCUCUCUUCUAUGAUUGGCUGUUCUUCAGUCCUGAGAAAGACAGCAUCAUGAAUAUAGAGCCAGCCAUCCUGGUGAUGCAUCACUCCAUGAAGCCUCAUCCUGCCAUCACUGCAACGCUGCUGGACUUCAUGUGCAGGAUCAUCCCUCACUUCUUUCCUCCGCUGGAGUCUCAGGUCCGACAGGGCGUCUUCAACUCCCUCAACUUCAUCAUGGAGAAGAGAGUGUUGGCUCAUCUGGCUCCGUUGUUCGAUAAUCCCAAACUGGACCGAGAGCUUCGCUCCAUGCUCAGAGAGAGAUUCCCUGAGUUCUGCAGCUCGCCCUCCCCACCCACUGAAGUCAAAAUGGAGGAGUCUGUUGCCUUGGAGAUGGACAACCACGUUCUGGACAAGGAGGAGGGUUGCUAUGACAACACAGAAGCUGCCUUCAGUGAUGACGAAGAGGAAGUCAACAAUAAAGGAAAGAAGCGGGAGUUCCGGUUCCACCCGAUUAAAGAGGCGGUCCUGGAGGAGCCCGCUGACAUCACACCGUACCUGGACCAGCUGGACGACACCAUGAAGGAGAAGGUCCUGCAGCUGCAGAAAGCCAGUGACACAGAGACUCAGUGUGAGGUGAUGCAGGAGAUUGUGGAUCUGAUUCUGGAGGAGGACUUUGACUCGGAGCAGAUGUCCACCCUGGCCUCCUGCCUCGCCGAGCUCUUCAAGAGCCACUUCAGAGGGGACGUCCUGCCCGACGAGAUCACAGAGGAGUCCCUGGAGGAGUCGGUGUGUAAGCCGGUGUGUUUGGUGUUCAGGAACCUGUGCACCAUGCAGGAGGACAACAGCGGCUUCUCCGUCCUGCUGGACAUGCUGGCAGAGCUCUACCAGAAACAGCCCAAGAUCGGAUACCACCUGCUCUACUACCUCAAAGCCAGCAAAGCGGCGAUGGGGAAGAUGAGUCUGUACGAGUCGUUCGCUCAGGCCACGGCGCUGGGCGACCUGCACACCUGUCUGAUGAUGGACAUGAAGGCCUGCCAGGAGGACGACGUCCGGCUGCUCUGCUACCUCACCCCCUCCAUCUACUCUGAGUUUCCAGAUGAGACUCUGCGCAGUGGAGAGCUGCUCAACAUGAUCGUGGCCGUCAUCGACUCCACACAGCUGCAGGAGCUCAUGUGUCAUGUGAUGAUGGGAAACCUGGUGAUGUUCAGGAAGGACUCUGUGCUCAACAUCCUGAUUCAGAGUCUGGACUGGGAGACCUUUGAGCAGUACAGCACUUGGCAACUAUUUCUGGCACACAGCAUCCCCCUGGAAACCAUCAUCCCCAUCCUGCAGCACCUCAAAUACAAAGAACAUCCAGAGGCGCUGUCCUGUCUGCUGCUGCAGCUACGCAGAGAGAAGCCGAGCGAGGAGAUGGUGAAGAUGGUGCUGAGUCGGCCCUGCCACCCCGAGGACCAGUUCACCACCAGCAUCCUGAGGCACUGGGCCUCCAAACACGACGACACGCUGGGAGAGCACAUCAAGGCCCAGCUGAUCAAGAACAACAACCAGCCCCGCAAGAGGCAGAGUCUUCGUAGCUCCAGCAGUAAACUGGCCCAGCUGACUCUGGAACAGAUCUUAGAGCACAUGGACAACCUGAGACUGAGCCUGAGCAACACUAAGAACAACUUCUUCAGUCAGACUCCCAUCCUGCAGGCUCUGCAGCACGUCCAGGCCAGCUGUGACGAAGCACACAAGAUGAGGUUCAGCGACCUGUUCUCCCUGGCGGAGGAAUACGAGGACUCGCAGUCGAAGCCUCCCAAGUCUCGGCGUAAGGCUCCGGCGUCGUCGCCUCGCUCCCGGAAAGGAGCGGCGCCGCCCGCCAACAACGAGGAGGAGAGCGCCUCCAGCAGCGCCUCGGAGGAGGAGGACUCCAAGCCCAAGGCUCCAAAGAGGAAGAGGAAAGGCUCGUCGGCCGUCGGCUCCGACAGCGACUGACCCGCCGACCCGCCGACCAAUCACACGCCAGCUGCCAUAACAGAGACCAGCCCGCCGCACGGGGCCGUCAGCCAAUCCGCCGCCGCCCGCCCCCGCCAGGUCCCUGCCGCCCCCCUCCCCACAGAAAGAGACGCCACUGACACGAGGGGGCGAGGGGGGGCGGGGCCUGUGAGACGCCACACUCCAACUUCCUGCUUUUUUUUU
Molecule: messenger RNA, 3331 nt
Organism: Myripristis murdjan (pinecone soldierfish)
Lineage: Eukaryota; Metazoa; Chordata; Actinopteri; Holocentriformes; Holocentridae
Gene: ints3
Product: integrator complex subunit 3
Exons: 29
Coding region: 68-3127 (1019 amino acids)
Cellular component (GO): cytoplasm
Source: RefSeq, a predicted model, not a curated record